UUUCUAUCUAUUCCUUUCCAAUCCACGUCCAAGAAAAAAAAAGAAAAAAAAAAACAAAAAAAAUGAACACUCCAAUAAAACUCGCCUUUCUCAUUCUCUGCAUCGCCCUAACCGCAACCGCAUACGUAGUCCCGACCAAACGUGACGCGGUUACACCAGAACACGAAAAAGCCGUCGCAGGAAUCUGCAGUGUCGUGCAAGACAAACGUCUAUGUAGCAUAACCCUAAGAAACGUCCCAAGCGAUGAUCCCGCCGUUUUGGUCCGUUACUUAGCGACGGCGGCAGAGACUUCCGUUAGAAAGGGCUUGAAAUUCCUCGGCGAUAUCAAACCCAAAUACAAAGGAAACGCCUUUGCAACAAAUGUGAUCGCCGGUUGCGAAAAACAGCUGCACAACGCCUUGGACGACUUUGCAGAUUUCUGGAAAGCGGCAGGAAAAAACCUAACGAGCAUGGCUGAGAACUACUUCACGUGUAAGAAGAAGAUGACUUCGAUCUUCACUUACCACUCGACUUGUCUCGAUGACAUUUACGACAAGACGUUGCUGAAAGAGGUUGAAGGAGGGAUCGGGCUUGGGAAAAGAAUGAGUGGUGAGUCAGUGGAUGUGUUCGAUGGAAUGGGCAAAGUCUUUAACACUUUCAACAUUAAGACCAAACUUAACCAGAAAGACACCGAUACGUUGCUCCCACCACCUUUGUCGUUUUACUACUAUUGAUUUAUUCCUUAUAUAUUAAUAUAUAAUAUUUCUUAUAUAUAAAAAAAAUUGUAUGGCGUCAUCGAUGGUGAUGAAUAAUUUGCAUCGAUUGGGUUUUUCAGAUAUUCUUGGAAUCUUGUAAAGAAAGGUUCCUUCUGAUGUAUGUUUGUAAUUAAUAUGUUAUGGAUUAUAAUCAUGUA
This is a messenger RNA of Eutrema salsugineum, 892 nucleotides long. Its product is annotated as probable pectinesterase/pectinesterase inhibitor. The coding region runs from base 63 to 713 and encodes 216 amino acids. Lineage: Eukaryota; Viridiplantae; Streptophyta; Magnoliopsida; Brassicales; Brassicaceae. The transcript has a single exon. Gene Ontology annotation, molecular function: enzyme inhibitor activity. The record is from RefSeq and is a predicted model, not a curated record.